This is a messenger RNA of Echinops telfairi (small Madagascar hedgehog), 987 nucleotides long. Its product is annotated as RING finger protein 11. The record is from RefSeq and is a predicted model, not a curated record. NCBI's taxonomy places the organism in Eukaryota, Metazoa, Chordata, Mammalia, Afrosoricida, Tenrecidae. Bases 1 to 525 code for a protein of 174 amino acids. The transcript has a single exon.
AUGAGCAGGGGACUGGAGCGGAGCAGCGCCUGCGUCAGAUCCCAUGCCCUAGCCCCGGAAGAUGGGAACUGCCUCAAAUCACCCACCUCGGAUGACAUCUCCCUGCUUCAAGAGUCUCAGUCAGACCGGGCUAGCUUUGGUGAGGGCACGGAGCCGGAUCAGGAGCCGCCGCCGCCAUAUCAGGAACAAGUUCCAGUUCCAGUCUAUCAUCCUACACCUAGCCAGACUCGGCUAGCAACCCAACUAACAGAAGAGGAACAAAUUAGGAUAGUUCAAAGAAUAGGCCUUAUACAGCAUCUGCCGAAAGGUGUUUAUGACCCUGGAAGAGAUGGAUCAGAAAAAAAGAUCUGGGAGUGUGUGAUCUGUAUGAUGAACUUUGUUUAUGGGGACACAAUUCGAUUUCUGCCGUGCAUGCACAUCUAUCACCUGGACUGUAUAGAUGACUGGUUGAUGAGCUCCUUCAUGUGCCCCUUCUGCAUGGAGCCAGUUGAUGCAGCACUGCUUUCGUCCUAUGAGACUAAUUGAGCCAGGGUCUCUCAUCUGACACUUCAAGUGAACCAUCAUUUCUGGUGGUUUUGAUCUUUUGUCACUGAGCCCAAAGAGCCAGGGAUUAGGAAUUAAGAUCAUGCACAAAAAUGCCCUUUAAAAAUUCCUGAAUGGCUGCAGAUAUUGGGGAAAGUACGUGAUAUUUUAGAAACUUAGGGGGAAAGUAGGACGGUAUUUUUAUGUAAAGCCUUGACCCAGUGUUUAAAAAAUAUAAUUGUAUUUAGAUCCUGUUGUUGCUCCAAUACAUAGGAAUUGUGUGACGUGUUACAGCAGCUGUAGAUGUUUAAUUGUGUGUGUUGAAAGAUUUUAUUAGGAAAAAGAUAGUGGUUAUUUUUCCUAAAUGAACUUUCUUCCCCCUUUUUCCUACCCAAAUUCUUUUCUGAAGUUGCUGGCAUAUGGGUCAAGGUUUUAUUAAAAGCUACAUGUUACAACACUGGCACA